AUGUCGGUUGACAAGGACGUUAUCGCCAAGAUUGAGGAUGGAUACACCAAGCUCCAGGGAGCUGCCGACUGCCACUCACUUCUGAAGAAGCACCUGACCCGUCAGGUGGUCGAUGACCUGAAGGAGCGCAAGACCGCUCUCGGCGCCAACCUCCUCGACGUCAUCCAAUCGGGAGUGGCCAACCUCGACUCUGGAGUCGGAGUGUAUGCCCCUGAUGCCGAGUCGUACACCACCUUCAAGGAGCUGUUCGACCCGAUCAUUGAGGAGUACCACAAUGGCUUCAAGCCCGACCAGAAGCAGCCGGAUACCGAUCUUGGGGAGAGCAAGGUUGGCGAGCUCACCGAUCUUGACCCGGAGGGCAAAUACAUCAACUCGACCCGCAUCCGUUGCGGACGUUCCCUCGCCGGAUUCCCCUUCAACCCUUGCCUCACCGAGGCCAACUACCUCGAGAUGGAGAAGACCGUCCGCAACAUCUUCGACAACCUCAAGGAGGGCGAGCUCGCUGGCAGCUACUAUCCCCUUGACGGCAUGACCAAGGAAGUCCAAACCCAGCUCAUCGCUGACCACUUCCUCUUCAAGGAGGGCGAUCGCUUCCUGCAAGCCGCCAACGCAUGCCGUUUCUGGCCAAAGGGACGUGGUAUCUACCACAACAAGGAUAAGACCUUCCUCGUCUGGGUCAACGAGGAAGAUCAUCUCCGCAUCAUCUCCAUGCAGAACGGCGGAAAUGUCGGACAGGUCCUUGAGCGUCUGAUCAAGGGUGUCAAGACCAUCCAGGAGCAGGCCCCAUUCUCGCGCCACGAGCGUCUCGGAUGGCUCACCUUCUGCCCAUCCAACCUCGGAACAACGGUCCGUGCCUCGGUUCACAUCCGUCUGCCCAAGACCUCUGCCCGCCCCGACUUCAAGUCGAUCUGUGAUGGCCUGAAGCUCCAGAUCCGUGGUAUCCACGGCGAGCACUCCGAUUCUGAGGGCGGAGUUUAUGAUAUCUCCAACAAGGCUCGCCUUGGUCUCACCGAAUACGAAGCCGUCAAGCAGAUGUACGACGGUGUCAAGCAUCUCAUCGACCUCGAGAAGCAGGCCGAGACCGCC
Mesorhabditis spiculigera is the source of this 1086-nucleotide messenger RNA. The record is from the annotation of a GenBank genome assembly. NCBI's taxonomy places the organism in Eukaryota, Metazoa, Nematoda, Chromadorea, Rhabditida, Rhabditidae.